GAGGAAUAGAGGAAGACCUCAGAGGAGAUUGAUGGAUGAUAGUGAAGGAGGGCAUAAGGACGCUUGGUGUGACAGAAGAGGACACUAAAAGCUCUAUCAUUUGUGUCCACAGAUGUUCAGUUGUUACAUUUUUCUUGGCAGGCUGUGCUGUUAGCUGACAUCCUACCAACACUCUUCAUCAAAGUGUUUGCUCCCUUCGUGAUCCACAAAAUGCCUUAUGGUGUUCGAGUGCUGUUCUGUGCCAUCAUAGCAGCAAAGAGUUUCCUUCUGGUGUCCUUCUCCUCAGCUGUGUGGAUGAGUAUUCUCGGAGUGAUCUUUGCCAGUAUCAGCUCGGGACUGGGAGAGUUGUUGUUUUUCAGCAGCUAUUUCUUCCUGCUGGUUUAUCCACCUUCAUUACCUCAGUGGAGGACCAAGGAGACUGAGUAUGCAGCUUUGGUCUCUGAGGACAGACAGCAACUUCUGGACAGUUCAGACGACGAGGAGCCCGAGAGCUCCACCACAGGUAAAUGUCACAUUAGAAGGGUGUAGCAUGGAAUCAGCAAUAAACUGAAAUGUAAAUAAAGAUCAGCGACCAGAUCCCGUGAAGACAAACCCUGUUUCAUUGGUUGAUAUAUCUACUAACUGAACACUAACACAUGAGUUCCUGCAAGUUUCUGAGUCCUCCAUGGCAUCGGUUUUGUUUUUCCCCAAGAAUACAUAAACUGCAUAAAUGUUUUAAGCAACAAUUUGCACAAAAAAGGCAGAUGUAACAAAUAUGAUAAAGAUUUAAAAUCCUUUGAGUUUGAAGUUUGUCUACAGAGACUCCAUUUUCUCACAAUGAUGACUUCACACUGUUGCCCAAUAGACACGUCUGAAACAUCCGAGAGCGUUGCUUUGCUCUUAUCUAAUCAGAUGAUCAUUAACACGUGUCAGUUUAUCUGUUUGACAUGGUGAGAGGAAACGCACUAUUCUACAUUUUUAUUGAAAUUGAUAAAAGGAGGUCAUCACUUAGGGGAAG
This is a messenger RNA of Oreochromis niloticus (Nile tilapia), 997 nucleotides long. RefSeq names its product battenin. The coding region runs from base 211 to 528 and encodes 105 amino acids. The transcript has 4 exons. Lineage: Eukaryota; Metazoa; Chordata; Actinopteri; Cichliformes; Cichlidae. The record is from RefSeq and is a predicted model, not a curated record. Gene Ontology annotation, cellular component: membrane.